AUGUUGCUGUUUUAUGCAUGUAUGGAUCCCAAAACCAGGGGUAUGAGCACCCACCAAACAUCUAUUGCCGGACCUCAAUGUGUUGAGACUCUGAAGCAAAUGAAAAGCAACAAAGAGCUCUUGAAACAGGCAUUUCGCGUAGUAAAAGAAAGCUGUGAUCGUUUGCUUCCGACUGAUGUGUCAGAUCUCAUUCCAUUCGCGGACACCGCUACACCCUACCGAGAGACGAGUGUAGAUGUGAAACCACUAAUUGCAACUCGUGAAAAAGUGAUCAAAAGACUCCUAGCAGUGACUGGGGAACUGGAGAAAAUGCGUCACAUCUUGACAAAAACAAUAUGGGAACUGAACGACUUAUCUGAUCCAAAUGUACAAAAAUCUUGA
Messenger RNA from Heterobilharzia americana, 381 nucleotides. The record is from the annotation of a GenBank genome assembly. Lineage: Eukaryota; Metazoa; Platyhelminthes; Trematoda; Strigeidida; Schistosomatidae.